UCACAACCAAUUUCCAACAGUUCUUGGUUGAGAAAGAGGCCCAAGCCGUGAAAUUGUUUGAAAAGGUUCUGGAUUUGAAACUUUGUGUGCCUAAUAGAGUAAUGAUUCUGCACGUGAUAGAUGGGCUGUGCAAAUCUGGACAGGUCAUUGCAGCCCGUGACUGGCUUCAUAGAUUAGAAAGUAGUGGGUGGAGUCCCCAUGUUGAGGCUUAUAACGCACUAAUUGAUGGAUUAUGCAGGGAAGGAAAGAUGGAAGAGGUUUGGAAUGCUUUAGAAAGUAUGAGACAACAAAAUGUUUGUCCUGAUGUCUUCACUUUCACCAUAUUGAUUAAUGCAUAUUGUAAUGAAGGAAAGAUGGAAGAUGUGAACAAUGCAAAACGACUAUUUGAUUCCAUGAUAGAGAGGGGCCUUAAACCCGAUGUUGUUACCUAUAGUAGCUUAAUCAAUGGAUAUUGCAAGAAAGGGAGCCUCGAUGAAGCUUGGCUUCUUUUUCUUGAAAUUCCGAGUAAAGGUUUGAAGCAUAAUGCACAUACUUAUACUACCAUGAUACAUGCAUUAUUUAGGAAAGAUAGAUUUGUUGAGGGCUGGAAGCUUUUUGAGGAUAUGGAAGCUCAACAAGUAGAUCCCAACUUGCAUACUUAUAAUAUAUUAUUGGAUGGGCUCUGUAGGAAUGGGGAGAUUGAUGAAGCUCUUUCAUUACUCCACAAGAUUAAUGCGAAAGGAUUUACUCCUGACAUAGUGACGUAUGGCUCGCUAAUUGAUGGAUUAUGCAAAAGUGGCAAACGUGAUGUUGCAAUAGAUCUUUUGAGGGAACUUCCUUCUAAAGGUUUGCAGCCUAAUGUUUGGAUAUAUACAAUGAUCAUUGAUUCACUUUGUCGAGAAGAAUAUGUGGAGGAGGCAGAACGUUUGCUUGUAGAGAUGAAGAACCGUGGCUGUGAGCGUAAUCGUGUGGCAUACAACAUUAUCAUCCGAAGUUUGCUAAAGCAAAAUGAGCUUCACAAGGCAACAUCAUUCAUGCGCCAAAAGGGAUUAUCAGCAGAUUUUGCAACUUCUUCGCUGCCAACUGAUCAAGCGGAAGAACAAAAUGGAGAUGAUUUUUUUCUUAAAUUGAUGAAGAACCUUGCUCCCAAGAAAAUUGUAUCGUAGUUCUUUUUUCUUCAUAUACGAGGGCGAGGAUUCAUAUAGCCUUAGAGCCAGAGGCCUUUGUCUCGAAGUUGCAAGCAGCAAUGGUGCCGACGUGCAGUGGAGUUCGAUUCUCUAUGUGCUUGGUGCCCCAAGUUGUAUUUAGAUGAGCUCAACAUUUCAUUCAUGCUGCUCUCUGCAUUUCUAUGUUUCGUAACUGUUAGAAUUGGACAUAUUAAGUCGUAUGUAGUUUGUAUUUAUUUGAACAUUUUGUUGAUGGAGUAACAAUCUUGUGUUUAAAUUAUAAUUCCACCAGUUUAUUUUUAAUGAGAUAUCAC
Salvia miltiorrhiza (redroot sage) is the source of this 1459-nucleotide messenger RNA. RefSeq names its product pentatricopeptide repeat-containing protein At1g09900-like. The record is from RefSeq and is a predicted model, not a curated record. The coding region runs from base 102 to 1145 and encodes 347 amino acids. NCBI's taxonomy places the organism in Eukaryota, Viridiplantae, Streptophyta, Magnoliopsida, Lamiales, Lamiaceae. Gene Ontology annotation, molecular function: protein binding. The transcript is spliced from 2 exons.